Messenger RNA from Eufriesea mexicana, 3147 nucleotides. RefSeq names its product basic proline-rich protein. The coding region runs from base 1 to 3147 and encodes 1048 amino acids. The transcript is spliced from 4 exons. NCBI's taxonomy places the organism in Eukaryota, Metazoa, Arthropoda, Insecta, Hymenoptera, Apidae. The record is from RefSeq and is a predicted model, not a curated record.
AUGAAUGUACCAUACGCCGCGUCCAACACGGAUGAACCUUUCACGACCAUUGGUGUAUCAUACAAGCGAAUCUUGUGGAUUGCCACGAUAGUGGCAGCGCUCUCCACACACCAUGCGCAAGCAUCGAGUGAGAAGAGCAAAAGAGCCAUAGCGAGCAAUGGAGGCUACGUCUAUGAGCCGCCAAAUGAGAUAUUUACUCCAUCACCGCGACCACCUUCAGGGUAUCAUUACUCACCACCCGAUAGAGAGUUUACGUUACCAACCUUUCGACCAUCGUAUGAGACGACAACCACAAGACGAAGCGUAACGACUCCACAAAUAUAUACAACGGGAUCGCAUCGAACACCGCCGAGACCAACGAUAGUAACUUCGCCACCAGGGACUCCAGGAUAUAAUUAUCCAACGCCUGAUAAGCCAUUCACGUUACCAACUCCGCAAACACAACCCCCUGGUUAUACUUAUCCAUCGGAGCCAACCAGGCCACCAUACGUACCACCUACUUCGUAUACGCCAAGACCACCACCGCAAACUUACCCACCAUCAAGACCUCCCUCACCACCACCGUAUGUACCACCGAAGACAACAGCGCCACCACCACCUUACUCACCGCCAAGACCACCGACGUCACCGCCAUAUGUACCGCCAACUCGACCACCAAGACCUCCUCCAACGGGUUAUACAUAUCCAUCUCCGCCACAUCCGCACACAUUCCCUCCAUACGAACCGACAAAAACACCACCACCUAGACCUCCGACUCCACCACCAUAUGUACCACCAUCUCAUCCGCCUAGACCUCCGACACCACCCCCGUAUGUACCUCCUUCUCCACCACCAAAACCUCCAACACCACCGCCAUACGUGCCUCCAUCUCAUCCACCACGACCUCCGACACCACCACCAACCAGACCAACUGGGUAUACGUAUACAGCACCACCAUUUCCACCUACACUGCCUCCAUAUGUGCCACCAAAGACACCAUCUCCUCCACCCAGACCUCCAAGUCCACCACCAUAUGUGCCUCCUUCUCCACCACCAAAACCUCCGACACCACCGCCAUACGUACCUCCAUCUCGUCCACCACGACCUCCGACACCACCACCAACCAGACCAACUGGGUAUACGUAUACAGCACCACCGUUCCCACCUACAUUGCCUCCAUAUGUGCCACCAAAAACACCACCAUCUCCACCACCAAGACCACCAACGCCACCGCCAUAUAUACCUCCUUCUCAUCCUCCAAGACCUCCUUCCCCACCUCCAAGACCACCAACGCCGCCACCGUAUGUACCUCCAUCUCCACCGCAUACAACACCCGGUGGUUACACAUAUCCAACACCAACGCACCCACCUCCACCAUAUUUCCCUCCGUCACCACCGCAACCACCAAGAACGCCACAUCCGCCAGGACCUCCGACUCGACCACCGUAUCUACCUCCAUCUCCUCCACAGCCACAUACACGUCCACCAUACGUGCCACCUCCGACACCACAACCACCGAAAACACCAGCACCGCCGAGUCCUUAUCCACCGCAUCCCCCGCAAACUCCAAGACCGCCUACCCCACCACGACCAUCGGUGACACCUCCGCAUCGACCACCUACUCCAUACCUUCCUCCUGCGCCACCUUCACCACCGAGGCCACCAGGUCCACCACCAUACGUACCACCUUCUCCACCUUCGCCACCAAGACCGCCAAGUCCGCCACCAUAUUUCCCACCUUCACCACCUUCGCCACCAAGGCCACCAAGUCCGCCACCAUAUGUCCCACCCUCUCCACCUUCGCCACCAAGACCACCAGGUCCGCCACCAUAUGUCCCACCCUCUCCACCUUCGCCACCAAGACCACCAGGUCCACCACCGUAUGUACCACCUUCUCCACCUUCACCACCUAGACCACCAAGUCCGCCACCAUAUUUCCCACCCUCUCCACCUUCACCACCAAGACCACCGGGUCCUCCACCAUACGUACCACCUUCUCCACCUGCACCACCAAGACCCCCAAGUCCACCACCAUACGUGCCACCUUCUCCACCUUCGCCACCAAGGCCUCCAAGUCCGCCACCAUACGUGCCACCUUCUCCACCUUCGCCACCAAGGCCUCCAGGUCCGCCACCAUACGUGCCUCCUUCUCCACCUUCGCCACCAAGGCCUCCAGGUCCGCCACCAUACGUGCCUCCUUCUCCACCUUCGCCACCAAGGCCUCCAGGUCCGCCACCAUACGUGCCACCUUCUCCACCUUCGCCACCAAGGCCUCCAGGUCCGCCACCAUACGUGCCUCCUUCUCCACCUUCGCCACCAAGGCCUCCAGGUCCGCCACCAUACGUGCCUCCUUCUCCACCUUCGCCACCAAGGCCUCCAGGUCCGCCACCAUACGUGCCACCUUCUCCACCUUCGCCACCAAGACCUCCAGGUCCGCCACCAUACGUGCCACCUUCUCCACCUUCACCACCAAGGCCACCAAGCCCGCCUUCUCCACCUUCACCCCCAAGGCCACCAAGCCCACCCUCACCUCCAGGUUAUCUGCCUCCUCCACCAGAUCACCAUCGAAAAACACCACCACCUCCACCACCACCCCCACCUACACAUCCGACACCAACUCCUUUCACGAGACCAUCGACGCAAGGCAACUCGUAUUUACCUCCUGACCUUUCAACGAAAUAUACCCCCGGAUAUCCUACGCAUUCCACGGUGACCCCGGGAUAUCCUACGCAUUCCACGGUAACCCCGGGAUAUCCUACGCAUUCCACGGUAACCCAUGGAUAUCCUACGCCUUCCACGCUAACUCCCAGAUAUCCUACACCUUCUACGAUAACCACUCAUUCAUAUACCCCUUCCACCGGCCGACACACGACGUCGACAACCCCGUAUAGACCAGAUACGUCUAUUACUCCGCAUUACACGGUGCCGAGUACGCGACCUCCGCCAUAUCUUCCACCCUCUACGACCCCUCCGCCACGCGUCACGGUGACGCCACCGCCACCACCCACUCCGAUCUACACCCUCGUGCCCACGUCGACCAUUUACACUCCACCACCGACCGGUGAUCCCGCGCCUCCACCUACUCUACCACCGACCACGAAGAGGCCCAUCGGUUACUUCUACGCCGUGCCGGAGAAUCCGCUCGAGUUGCCACCUUUCGUCCGAUGA